GCCGGAAGUUGACUUUUGCGCUCUUCAUCUACUCCGGAGCUGCCACUGUCAUCCUGAUCAUGGCCAGCCAUAAGCUCGUGCGCAUCAACUACAAUCAGCUGCGGUACGAAGCGGACUUUCGCUAUGGGCUUGUCCACAUCCGAAACAACGCAGAGGCAAUCGCCUUCUACUCCGGAGAAGAUCCUGAGAAGAAGGAGACCAAGCGCCGCAUGGGCUGCGUGGUGAAGAAUUACAACUACCUCAUUAAGUGGGAGGUCAUCAUCAGCGUUCUGCGCCGAUCCUACGGCUAUGCAGGCAAUUUCUUCCCAUACUUGAUCAUGGCUCCCGCGUACCUGCGGGGCGAGAUCGA
Messenger RNA from Symbiodinium sp. CCMP2456, 349 nucleotides. The record is from the annotation of a GenBank genome assembly. Lineage: Eukaryota; Dinophyceae; Suessiales; Symbiodiniaceae.